AUGGCAAAGGGUUCAAAGACCGAUGAUAUUCCCGAACAUCCUCCCUCGGUAGAGGAGGAUCUCUACGAGAUUCUGGGCGUCAAAUCGAAUGCGACACCUGAAGCAAUCAAAUCGGCAUAUAAGAAGAGUGCUUUGAAGAACCACCCUGACAAGGUCGGUGAGGAUGUCAGAGAAGAGGCCAAUGCCAAGUUCCAACGAAUUGCCCUCGCAUACGCCGUUCUGUCCGAUGAGCGCCGCCGAAAGACCUACGACCGUACCGGUCGUACAGAGGAGUCGCUCGACGACGAAGACUUCGAUUGGAUGGACUUCUACCGCGAGCAGCUGUCUGCUAUGCUGGACACGCGUGCGAUAUCCGACUUUCAGAAGAAGUACCAGGGCUCCGACGAGGAGAAGCAGGACCUUUUGGAGGCCUAUGAAAAGUUCGAAGGUAGCAUGGAUCACAUUUAUGACACUGUGAUGCUCUCCAACGUCCUGGAUGAUGAUGUUCGGUUCCGCGCGAUUAUCGACAAAGCUAUUGCCGACGAGGAGGUUGAGGCUUUUGCGAAAUAUAUCGAUGAGACCGAGGACUCGAAGAAGGCACGGAUCAAGAGCGCACAGAAGGAAGCCAAGCAGGCCGAGAAACACGCUAAGAAGAUUGAGGCCGACAAGAAGAAGAAAGCGGCUGCUUCCUCGAAGACAUCCAAGGGCUCUGCGGCCGGCGAGGAUGAUCUGCUUGCUAUGAUUAGCAAGAGACAGAAGGAUCGUGGCCAGGGCUUCAUGGCACAUCUGGAGGAGAAGUACGGUGGUAAGGGCAAGAAGCGUGGUGCAGCCGAUGAGCCUCCGGAGGAGGCAUUUGCUGCCGUUGGUGCUCGCAAGAAGUCUAAGGAUACCAAGACGAAGUCAACGAAGGGGUCCAAGGCGUAA
Molecule: messenger RNA, 903 nt
Organism: Penicillium atrosanguineum
Lineage: Eukaryota; Fungi; Ascomycota; Eurotiomycetes; Eurotiales; Aspergillaceae
Product: DnaJ domain protein
Exons: 2
Coding region: 1-903 (300 amino acids)
Cellular component (GO): cytoplasm; nucleus
Molecular function (GO): heat shock protein binding
Source: RefSeq, a predicted model, not a curated record